AUGGCAGAUUUUGGAGAGAUCCUGAAGAACAUUGGAGAAUUUGGUUUAUUCCAGCAGAUCACUUUGAUUGCACUUUGCCUUCCAAAUUUCCUGCGGUCUUUUGUCAUGGCAAGCUUUGUAUUUAUUGAGUCAGAUCCAGAUAGACACUGUAACACAGACUGGAUCCUUCGGGCAGACUCUAACCUGACCACAGAUGAGCAGCUGAACCUGACUCUGCCCCGAGAGGAUGACGGGACCUUCAGCAAGUGUCAGAUGUUUGUCCCUGUGAACUGGUCCAUUGGUUCCAUCAGGGAGUACGGACUCAAUGAGACCAGAGGGUGCCAGAAUGGAUGGGUGUACUCCAACAUGCUGUACGAAGCCACCAUAGUUACUGAUUUUGAUCUAGUUUGUGACAGAGCUAACUUGAUGGAAUUGAUACAAGCAAUGUUCAUGGUUGGCGUUGUUUUUGGUUCCCUCAUAUUUGGACCUUUUGCUGAAUCGUUUGGUCGCAAACGAUCAACUCAAAUUUCAGCAGUUAUGUUGUUCAUCUUUGUUGGAGCAGCAGCACUUUGUCCCAAUGUUUACUUGUAUUUAGUGUGCCAGUUCUUUGUUGGAGCAGGAAGUGGAGGAUAUCGAAUCAACUGUGUUGUACUGUCAACUGAGUGGAUUGGGGCAUUGAAAAGAUCAUGGGGAGCAUGUGUGCCUCAGCUUUUUGCUGCAAUGGGACAGUGCGCCCUGGCUGGUGUAAUCUACGCCAUACGUCACUGGAGACUUGCUCAACUUAUCACAGCAGCUAACUAUGCAGUAGUUGUUAUCUACAUAUGGUUUAUACCGGAGUCAGCCAGGUGGUUGUUAAGCAGAGGAAGGACAGAGGAGGCUAAACAGCUGAUUAUCAAGGCAGCAGCCAUCAACAAACGCACUGUUUCAGACUCUCUGUUGGAAAAGGUAUUGAAAAUAAAAAAUAGAGGUUGCAAUUCUAAUGCAAUAAUAUUCAUGUCAAAUUCAAUUGCAAUAAAAGAGCCGGAAAACAAAGGAGGCAUCAAAACUAUUUUCAGAUCACCUCAACUGACCAGAUAUUUUUUCAUUAUAGCAUGGGGAUGUUUUUCAUUGAACCUAACCUUGUUCUCCCUGUACUUGAACAUGAGAAACAUUGGCUUCAACGUCUUCUUGACACAGCUCAUGUUUGGUGCUUUUGAAGUGGCAGCUAAUAUACUCUCCAUGUGGCUAAUGGAGGUUUUUGGGCGAAGAAUUUCACUCAUAUCAACAUUUGUGACGGGAGGACUAUCCAGCAUGUUUAUCCUGGCUGUUCCUCAAGGAUAUGCCAUUGCUGUUACAUCUUUAGCUGUCGCAUCUCGUUUCUUUCUGAUCUGGGCUGCUACUGUAUGUUCCGUUUAUUUGCAGGAGUUGUUUCCAACAUCUGUUAGACAAACAGCAACAGCUUUAGGAGCCAUGUCAGCAAGAAUAGGAGGGGUGAUGUCUCCACUGCUCAACAUGUUGGUCGUGUUCCACUGGUCCAUACCCCCUGCUGUCUUUAGCAGCUUUACGCUGAUCGCUGGAGCGCUCGGCUUCCUGCUCCCUGAGACCAGGAAUAAAGAACUUCCUGAGUCAGCCGAUGAGGUCGAGAACAACAGAAAUGUUACUUCCAGAAGAACAUCCUCCAGUCUCAAUCAAGAAUCAACCAAGAUGUAGACCUGUGUCUGAUGGUUUAUUCUUUAACAGUGUAAUGAAUUUGCUUUAAAAAGUACAGCUUUCAUCAGAUAUAAAAAA
Molecule: messenger RNA, 1746 nt
Organism: Gymnodraco acuticeps
Lineage: Eukaryota; Metazoa; Chordata; Actinopteri; Perciformes; Bathydraconidae
Product: solute carrier family 22 member 13-like
Exons: 10
Coding region: 1-1668 (555 amino acids)
Biological process (GO): transmembrane transport
Cellular component (GO): membrane
Molecular function (GO): transmembrane transporter activity
Source: RefSeq, a predicted model, not a curated record